CGGAUUCGAACCGGGCGGCGGGGAAGCGGCGGCCAUGGCGUUUCAUCAGGAGCUCAGCCGCGAGCACCAGGGCAUCACCCUCCGCGGCAGCGCAGAGCUCGUCGCCGAGUUCUUCUCGUAUGGAAUCAACAGCAUCCUGUACCAGCGGGGCAUCUAUCCCCCCGAGACCUUCACCCGCGUGCAGAAAUACGGGCUCACGCUGCUCGUCACCACGGACCCCGAGCUGACCAACUACCUCAACAACGUGACGGAGCAGAUGAAAGAGUGGCUGUACAAGUGCAUCGUGCAGCGCCUGGUGGUGGUCAUCACCAGCAUCGAGAGCAGCGAGGUCCUGGAGCGGUGGCAGUUUGACAUCGAGUGUGACAAAACUGCAAAGGAUGACAACGGACCACGAGAAAAAUCUCAGAAGGCAAUUCAGGAUGAAAUUCGCUCGGUCAUCAGGCAAAUAACUGCCACAGUAACCUUCCUGCCACUGCUGGAAUCUGCCUGUGCCUUUGACUUGCUGAUAUACACAGACAAAGAUCUGGCAGUGCCAGAAAAGUGGGAAGAGUCAGGACCACAGUUCAUAGCCAACUCAGAAGAGGUUCGGCUGCGUUCCUUCACCACCACAAUCCACAAAGUAAACACCAUGGUGGCUUACAAGAAGGAUUCUGUUCCCUAAAAUGCAGGGGGGAGUUUUGCCUGUGUAUAUAUCCUGUCACUUUGUAUAGUUUCUGUUUAUCAUGCAGCUAAGCCAUGAACACAUCAUUACUGUCCUCUUGAAAGACAACAUCCUUGYCUGUGAUAAUGUGAAGUAACACUAGACUGAGCUGGCAUCAUUUUUAAAGGUUUAAAAUAAGUAUUCAUGGUGAUAGCUCAAUUCUUUCUUGUAUGAGCUAAAUUAAUGAUGUGUUAAACCACUGCCUGUGCUAGAAWAACUGCCUAAACCUAGGAUUAGCUGCCAGAAUUGUGUUCAGAUCCUGUAAUYUUAUAUUUUAAAAUUAUUUUAAACUGCAUUCUGUUAGCAGACUUAAGUUCUCUGUAGCAACAUCUCAUUCCUGGUGUUCCAGCUUUCAUGUUAAAAGCCUCGGCUCUUUUAUUACCAGAUAUAAUCCUAAAAUUAAUCAACCAAACAAUUCUUGUACCUCUCUAGAAUGGAAGCAGCUUUGUAUCAGGAAAACUUCAAAUACAUGAAGCCUUUUAUUUCCCUGACCACUGGGCUCUAGUUCUGGGGACAGAGGUUUUCUGUGUAUGUCUGUAGCGUCUGUCCACCAUUUUCUAUGUAUUCUUCUUUUACAGAAUAAAGCCUCAAGUUUUAUAGAGUUCUCUAUUUCAGAGUCUGCGG
This is a messenger RNA of Malurus melanocephalus (red-backed fairy wren), 1324 nucleotides long. RefSeq names its product mitotic arrest deficient 2 like 1 (gene MAD2L1). The record is from RefSeq and is a predicted model, not a curated record. The coding region runs from base 35 to 661 and encodes 208 amino acids. NCBI's taxonomy places the organism in Eukaryota, Metazoa, Chordata, Aves, Passeriformes, Maluridae. Gene Ontology annotation, biological process: mitotic spindle assembly checkpoint signaling. The transcript is spliced from 5 exons. Gene Ontology annotation, cellular component: cytoplasm; nucleoplasm; kinetochore.